AUGGUAAAAACUAAAUAUAGCAAAUCAGUGAAUGAAUUAAAUGUUAAAAGUGGUUAUUUAUUAAAUACACAAGAUAAUGAAGAUAACUGUAAAUUAAACGAGUUUAAACACUUAGAUGAAAGGAAAGAAAGCAAAUUAAAUAAAUCAGACCCAAUUUAUAGAGAAAAAUUAAGUGGAAUUAAAUUAGCCUCUAGUGGGACAUAUGAGUUAAAAGUCAGAUCUAGAGAUAAUAUUAAUAUUGUAAUGAAGGAAUUAUCAACUAAUAUUUCUGAUGAAAAUCAAUUAGAACAAUUGAAAACACCUUUAAUGGAAAUCGAUAAAUCAAUUAGU
This is a messenger RNA of Didymodactylos carnosus, 330 nucleotides long. The record is from the annotation of a GenBank genome assembly. NCBI's taxonomy places the organism in Eukaryota, Metazoa, Rotifera, Eurotatoria, Philodinida, Philodinidae.